Molecule: messenger RNA, 2764 nt
Organism: Panthera uncia (snow leopard)
Lineage: Eukaryota; Metazoa; Chordata; Mammalia; Carnivora; Felidae
Gene: ARL11
Product: ADP ribosylation factor like GTPase 11
Exons: 2
Coding region: 356-904 (182 amino acids)
Biological process (GO): vesicle-mediated transport; intracellular protein transport
Cellular component (GO): cytoplasm
Molecular function (GO): GTPase activity; GTP binding
Source: RefSeq, a predicted model, not a curated record
UCCAGAAAAAACAUCAAGGCAUGUGUUCUGAGCUAAGAAACGGGGUUGGUGUUAGACUUUGCUCUAUCAAGAGCUGAGGAACUGGGGACAUCUCUGUGGCACGUCCCCAGCAGGACCGCCAGGGGAGUCCAGGGGGGACUAAGGGAGGGGCUGAUGAGCCUGCCCCGCCCCCGACCACCUGGGAAAGGAAGUGGGAAAGGAGAACCAGCAACGGUCACUGCAUUUCCUUCACAUCUCACUCUUGGGACACAACAGGACGAGGACAGAGCAGCUGCAGCUGGAUGCGGGCAGACGGCCACAGAGGAGGAGCUUUUUCAGCCACAGUCUAGUAACAGAGGGGUUAGCAGUGGCCACCAUGGGUUCUGUGAAUUCCCGAGAUCACAAGGCAGAGGCCCAGGUGGUGAUGAUAGGCCUCGACUCAGCAGGCAAGACCACGCUCCUGUACAAACUGAAGGGCCACCAGAUGGUGGAGACCCUGCCCACUGUUGGUUUCAAUGUGGAGCCUCUGGAAGCACCGGGGCACGUGUCUCUGACUCUCUGGGAUGUGGGGGGGCAGACCCAGCUCCGGGCCAGCUGGAAGGACCACCUGGAAGGCACGGAUGUCCUCGUGUAUGUGCUGGAUAGCACCGAUGAAGCCCGCUUACCCGAGGCAGUGGCUGAGCUCAUGGAAGUCCUGGACGACCCACACAUGGCCAGCGUCCCUUUCUUGGUACUGGCCAACAAGCAGGAGGCGCCAGAUGCCCUGCCGCUGCUGGAGAUCCGAGAGAGGCUGGGCCUGGAGAGGUUCCAGGACCGCAGCUGGGAGCUUCGGGCCUGCAGUGCCCUCACUGGCGCUGGGCUGCCAGAGGCCCUACAGAGCCUGAGGAGCCUCCUGAAAUCCCGCAGCCACUGCGUGUCUACGUGAGCACAGGCGGGGCAGGGAGUGGGGAGAACAGGAAGACGCGAUCCGGGCACAGCAGCAUAUCUUUGCUGAUACGACCUGAAAGAAUCAGCUGGGCCUUAAGAAUCUUAAGCUCAGUUUAUCAGACAAGAAGUCCUUCUGUGCUUGGACAGGAUAUUUUCCUCUUGAAGCUUGUUGUCACUAGUGUUUAUGUUGAAAAUCAACUAUGGGGCACCUGGGUGGCUCAGUUGGUUGAGCGUCCAACUUCAGCUCAGGUCAUGAUCUCAUGGUUUGUGGGUUCAAGCCCCAUGUCAGGCUCCGUGCUGACAGCUCAGAGCCCGGACGCUGCUUCAGAUUCUGUUUCUCCCUCUCUCUGCCCCUCCCCUGCUCAUACUCGCCUCAAAAAUAAACAUUAAAAAUUUUUUUUAAUUACAAAGAAAAAAUAAGAAAAUCAACUCUUCUUUGAAUAAUAAUACCCUAAGGGGCAAAAAAUGCCUCCACACACUUCAUAUAAUAACUCAUGACCAAGGGUGAAACGAGCAAUUGUAACAAUAGAACAAUGAAUGGUUGCAUGGUAAUUAAGAUCUAAAUUCACAGAGGGAAUGAGGUUUCAAAAUCAGAUUAGAAUAUCUUCUGGACAUGGUCACAAUCUUAUGAGUGAUUUUUCCCUGGGAGCCUCUGGGUAUAUGCCGAGAUCACUCUGAGUGCCAGCAGCCAGGACCAGCAGAAUUGAGUAGGCGACUCUGCCCCCACAGAGUCUUGGGUUUAGAAGUUCACAGGGGCACUGAGCCCUGGGCAAGAGGCUGGAGUUAAGACCUUCCAAAAUUUAUCCUUUUCUCUGACGCUGAUUAAUUCUUCUCUACCUUUUUUUUUUUUUAAGUUUAUUUAUUUUGAGAGAGAGAGAGAGAGAGGGCAAAGGAGAGGCAGAGAGAGAAGGAGAGACAGAAUCCUAAGCAGGCUCCACACUGUCAGUGUGGAGACUGACACAGGGUUCAAACCCACAAACCAUGAGAUCAUGAUCUGAACCAAAAUCAGGAGUCAGUCACUUAACCGACUGAACCACCCAUGCACCCCUCUUCUCUACCUUUUAUCAUCCUAUAUUGGUCUUUGUCUAAAGCGUUUCAUUUUUGUCUUUUUUUUCCUUCUUUUCUUCUUACAGCACACAUUUUCCCUUAAAGAUCAGAUUAAUCAAAGAUUUCAUUAAUUCAUUCAUUUAAUUUAAAAAAAUGUAUAGAAUAUUGAAUUUGGACAAAAGGCACUGAGUUUUUAGUUAUGAGCCAGGCCCUUUAGAUGUCAAGUGUGAAUUUUGAAAACACAUGCAACAGAAAUGCUUCUUUCUCAUUAAUAGUAAAAAAGAAAGUUGAACACAGCAUCCUACAAGGGUUUUCAGGUGAUCUUAACCUAGGAACCACAAAGCUCCUGAAAUUAUUUGCAAAAUAUUAUGCUUGGAACCUGUUUUGGGGGUGGGGUGGGGAAGAAGAUCCAUUUUGUGACUCGUAAAAGUUAAGAAUCACUGACCUGGUCUUAUCCAUCAUCCAACCCAGGAAUAGUUUCUAUAAUCUGAGGGUUUUAUUUAUUAUUUUUUGAGAGAGAGAGAGACAGAGCGUAAGAAGGGGAGGGCAGAGAGAGAGAGAGGGAGACAUAGAAACCAAAGCAGGGGGCGCCUGGGUGGCUCAGUCGGUUGAGCACCGACUUCGCUCAGGUCACGAUCUCGUGGUCCGUGAGUUCGAGCCCCACAUCGGGCCCCUGUGCUGACAGCUCAGAGCCCGGAGCCUGUUUCAAUUCUGUGUCUCCCUCUCUCUGACCCUCCCCCAUUCAUGCUCUGUCUCUCUCUGUCUCAAAAAUAAAUAAACAUAAAAAAAAAAAAAAAAAAAAGAAACCAAA